This is a messenger RNA of Mangifera indica (mango), 1139 nucleotides long. RefSeq lists its product as uncharacterized. The record is from RefSeq and is a predicted model, not a curated record. The coding region runs from base 77 to 598 and encodes 173 amino acids. Lineage: Eukaryota; Viridiplantae; Streptophyta; Magnoliopsida; Sapindales; Anacardiaceae. The transcript has 4 exons.
GACGUCGUGACGGUUAAGAGACAAUUACAAAUGUUGGAAUCUAACUGAGGGGGAGGUUGCGGAGUGAAAGAGAGAGAUGUCGCUGGUGGACUAUGCUUCUUCCUCAGACGACGACGUAUCGGAACCCGAAGCUGAACAACAACACGACAACGUACAGCCACAAAUCUCCAAACAGCAACCUUCUCCUCCUCCCCCUCGUCCUAAUCUCCGAUCGGAGUCAUCUUCUUCGUCGAAUAAUGAGCCAGAAAUUGCCGCAACUUUGUCGUUACCACCGCCUUUCGAAUCUUUCGAGAAACUUCCAGAUGCUUCAAUGCUCUUGAAUUCAACCACGAUCUCACUGGUUAGUGGAAACGACCAUGCAUCACGCGUUGCAGCUGCAAUGGCUGAAAGUGCAACCCGCAAGAGAGACGCUAAUGGCUUGUCUUCCACUUUACCUCGCCGUAAAAUCCCCAAAGGGACCUUGCCUCAUUCCAAGAAUGUCCUCGACACUGCCGGUGGUUCGCUACUGCCACCUCAGCUCAGCGGCAGGAGCAAUAUUGUGACGGAAGAUAUAAGCAAGCUGUUUGUUAGAAGACAGGAGGAACCUUCUUCUCAGUAGAGGACUUCUAAAUUAGUGAAAAUAUGCUUAAAUUGGGCAUUGAUAGGAGGAUAGAAUUUAAAUCUUCUUGACCCAAGGAUAAAGGGCCACUGUCUUCUCAGGUUGAAACUUGAAAAUGUCUUUAUCGGAACAUGGGCAAACAAGGUCCUCAACCAUGAGAGAGGAUGUUUCACAUUCUUUACUGCUAUGCUAAAAUUAUCUUAUUUCUUGCCUUUUUUAUCAUUCGGGCUGUUGCAUAAUAUAUUUUGGGUAAUGUAGGAAGCAAAACAAUGAGUUGCAGAACAUGUCAACGGCCUGAGUGUCACUGCCUUAAGACUCCCUUGUGCAGCGGCAGACAGACAAUGUUUGCCCAAGUCCCAGCAAUUGCAAGGAAUAUGUACCGCCAUUACCACCUGUCAUGAAGUUGGCUAAGUUGGAGAAUGAAGCAAUUUCUAAAACUCAAACCAAGUCUGUCUAGUUAAGAAUAUGCAUCAUGUACCACUAAGUCACAAUUCUAUUUGAUUGAAUAUUGUUCUAAUAUAUAUUUAAUCUGUCACCGGUA